Polypterus senegalus (gray bichir) is the source of this 3304-nucleotide messenger RNA. RefSeq names its product hepatocyte nuclear factor 4, gamma (gene hnf4g). Gene Ontology annotation, biological process: cell differentiation; anatomical structure development; regulation of transcription by RNA polymerase II. Lineage: Eukaryota; Metazoa; Chordata; Cladistia; Polypteriformes; Polypteridae. Gene Ontology annotation, molecular function: nuclear receptor activity; RNA polymerase II cis-regulatory region sequence-specific DNA binding; zinc ion binding. The transcript has 11 exons. Bases 271 to 1491 code for a protein of 406 amino acids. The record is from RefSeq and is a predicted model, not a curated record. Gene Ontology annotation, cellular component: nucleus.
CCAGCCAUUGAGUGGGUCUAUCCUUGCAUUGUAUACCAUAUGGUAACUUAUUCUUAAAGUUUAAAUUACUGGAUCUGAAAAGGAGUCAAUUUUAAAAUCUACUCAAUAGUAACAAAAGAGGUUACCAGGAGAACGUGGGCUUAGUUAAAGGAGGAAUGAUUAAACCUACAAGAAAGAGAAUCCUUUAUUUUUGACCAAGAUCUGCUGCUGUCAUAGCAGACCCGAGCAGUCAGCCUGUAUCAACUGCUUUUUGGAUGAGAUCCAGGCACAAUGAGUUUGCAGGAGAAUGGGGUGAACAGUCACUGCUCAAUUUGUGGAGACAAAGCAACAGGCAAACAUUACGGGGCAUCAAGCUGUGAUGGCUGCAAGGGCUUUUUUCGCCGGAGUAUUAGGAAAAGCCAUGUUUAUUCUUGUAGGUUUAACCGUCAAUGUGUCAUUGACAAAGACAAGAGGAAUCAGUGCAGAUUUUGCAGACUACACAAAUGUUUUCGGGCUGGAAUGAAAAAAGAAGCUGUCCAAAAUGAAAGAGAUCGUAUAAGCUCAAGAAGAAGCACAUAUGAGAAUAACAGCUUGCCCUCUAUCACUGCACUGGCUCAAGCGGAGACUCUUUCCCAGCAGAUCAGUGUGCCAAGCCCAGAUGUAUCCACAGAUAUUUCAUCAAAGAAAAUAGCCACUCUCAGUGAUAUCUGUGAAUCUAUGAAGCAGCAACUUUUGGUUUUAGUGGAAUGGGCAAAAUACAUCCCAGCAUUCUGUGAAUUGCCCUUAGAUGAUCAGGUUUGCCUCCUAAGAGCACAUGCAGGAGAACAUUUAGUCCUCGGCGUAGCAAAGAGAUCUACCCCGUUUAAAGAUGUCCUGUUGCUUGGUAAUGAUUGUGUAAUCCAUCGAAAUUGUCCUGAAAUUGAGAUAAGCCGUGUGGCAAACCGGAUUUUGGAUGAACUGGUUGUCCCGUUUCAAGAUAUUCUCAUUGACGACAAUGAGUAUGCUUCUCUAAAGGCGAUUGUUUUCUUUGACCCAGAUGCUAAGAGUUUUAGUAACCCCAACAAAAUAAAACAUAUGAGAUACCAGGUGCAGGUCAGCUUGGAAGAUUAUAUCAAUGACCGGCAGUAUGAUUCCAGAGGGAGAUUUGGAGAGCUGCUCCUGCUCCUGCCAACACUGCAGAGCAUUACUUGGCAAAUGAUUGAGCAAAUUCAGUUUGUCAAGCUCUUUGGAAUGGUAAAAAUCGACAACUUGUUACAGGAAAUGCUUCUUGGAGGGUCAGUUAAUGAGACAGCUCAUCUGCAUCACCCAGUGCAUCCUCAGCUGGCCCAGGAUCCUGUAACAGGCCACACCAUUGUACUGAGUACAAUACCGGCGCCUGUCCACGCCGAACAGAUUUCUACACCAGAAACACCAUUGCCAUCACCGCCACAGGGAUCUGGACAAGACCAGUAUAAAGUUCCUACCACUCAGCCUUUGUUGAUCUCUGGACUUUCCAAACAGAAAGCCUUAUGAUCGAACAAUAUUUGCAGAACCCCUCAGGAUCCAGUGCCAAACUUUGACCAUUUACACUCAGGACUCGACUGAUUCAGGAUGGCUGACAAUUUCUCAAAAGACCAGACAAUCAACAAAUUUCAGUAUCUUUGUUUCCGGGUCCACGAAAACAAAUGAGGAUGCUCCUUUGUUAAUUUAAUGUGAAUUUUUUAAAAGUUGUUGUGAUGCUUGAUUUAGAUUUUAAUGUAUGAAUGAAUCAUUACGCAGUUUGAAUUGUAAACUUCUGCACUGGCUUUAAACAAACUUCUACAAUUGACAUAUACGGGAUCUGCUUAAAGAAUACUUAUUUUAUUACUUGUGUAGAUUUUCUUUGCUUAAACUUUAAAACACAUGCAUGAAAUUUGCCCAAUCAAUGUAUCAUUUGUGUUGGUUGAUGUGUUUAUUUUUUUUCAUAAAGUGGAAAACUAAAUCCAUACAUUUACACUGAAGUUAUGGAUUUAAACAAAAAAACAAAAUCUUUAAUAAAUAUGGUGGAAACAAACUCAAAAAUGACCAAAUUAGAGCAAUCAGACUGAAAAAGAAUGAAAUUAAAUCCACAAAAGCAAACUAUAUGGAAUAAUACUGAACAUAGUAUAGUAAUCACCAUUGCCUUAGAUUUAUUUAUUGUUCUUUUAAUUGGAAUAUGUGAAGAGUCAUGUUAUUGAAUGUUGUGUUAUGUUAUAUUAGUUAUGCGUAGUCUGCAGUGGUACUGUACUCAGACCAUGGACGAUUUUCUCCUUGCACCCAUUACCGUCCUCGAAAAAUCGAAUUCAGAAAAUGGAAUGGUGGAUUCAAGAAAAUGGAGUUAUGGGGAACAGUUGAAAACAUAAAUAAUGUACAUGAAUACACUAAAAACACGUGUAUCACUUUGCUAAACCUGCUUAAUGCUAUUUUAGGGCCAAAGCCUAUCCUGGCAGCAAUGGGCACAAGGAAGAAAUCAAAUCAACAUUUUUUUAGCUAAUGCUUUCAAAAAAAGGAAAAAAUGAUGGUGUGCUUCAUCUCAAUGUAAAGGAUGUGGAAUUGACUAAUAAUUUAUAUUCCUGAAAAUGUAGUCUUAUACAUUAAACUCCAAGUGCCCCAAAGCUUGAGUGCACCUGACUUAUGGCACCCAAAGGAGGGUCCGAUGUCUCCCAAGACACUUAAUGCUGUUAUUAGCAGGUUUUCUUCUUAAGUACCCUCUAAUUGCCCAUCAUUGGUACGUCUUUAAACCUUUUCUGUAUUUUUAGUUUAAAAAAGCAUGCACUGUUGCAAUAAUUGUAUAUAUGAAAUGUAUAUUCAAAUCAUGGAUAAUUUAUUUGUAAUGAAAUCACUUAUUUUAUAGGCAGUCAAUAUUUUUGUAAGAUAAUUGAAAUUAAUCAAAAAUGUUCUUUUCUGUUUGUAAGAACCGUUUUUACUGCUGUUAACCUCAAUGUAGAAGGAAAUGUUCUGUAUAUAAAGUUAUGUUUGAAUGUUAGAAAAAGAAAAGUGGAUUGCCUCCUUGUGGCUGCGUUUGUCCCAAAUUACCAAACUUUUAGUUUGCAGCUUUUAGUUUACUUCAUAGGACAGUUCUGGCAGUAGUGUGACACAUUUUCAAAUAAUUCCACAGACCAAAUAUCUUUGUUUUAAAAGUUUUAGUAAAGUUUUGAAGCAAAUCAAUUCACCCAAAAAUAGAGGAAAAAUCGAUAUCGAAGAAAUGAAAAGUUCUUGUUUAAAAAAGGUUCUGUUUAAGGCUUACUUGUCUUGUUUCAUGUUUCUCUGAGUUUGAUCAAACUUUGAAAUGUUCAUAUUAAAAACAGAAAACUGUUUGCCAAACUGC